AGGACUAGCAAGGGUGACUGCCCGCAGUCAUGUAGCACUGAUUCUGAUGCCCGCCAUGAUACUGCUGCCGAUGUGGUACAUAUCCGCGCCAGAUCAUCGGGGUAAAGAAAGCAAUAGCCUCGCCACGGACCCGCAAGGGUAUGUUCUACGCAAGAAGACCGGACUGCUUUUGCUGCACGCGAAGCUAUGUGAGAUGUCAAAAUGCCAGUAAACGCGUCAGCCGACGUCGUAUCUUUUCGUCGCAUUUAACGGGUAGAUGGGCGUUACGCCCGUUGGCAUGCAGCCGAGGGACAAGUUGUUAUUCCUUAUUGACGACCCCUGUACCUUUCAUCUUACAACCUCCUGUGACGAUCUCAAGGGACGCCAGGGAAAUCUUGUCCAUCAGUAGGCGAGUGUUACGUACACGAUAUCAAUGGGCUGAUUGCAGGAGUAUAGAACAUAGGGAGAGGAAGACCUCAAGGUUCGUAUUAAUGUGUAUAUUCCAUUCGUGCGCUUUCUCGACUUCGAUUGUAUUGCACUUUCGCCUCUUUUUUAGGUACUACAGACUUUCGGGAUAAUCAAGUGCUGGGUCUGUAUUUUGGUGUCUGGCUUAGACACAUAUGAUGUUCCGCUUUUCUCGGGCCCAUGACAUCUUGGCAAAUUCCCCAGAGUGGCGUGGUCAAGGCAGGUGUUACUUUACG
Molecule: messenger RNA, 680 nt
Organism: Truncatella angustata
Lineage: Eukaryota; Fungi; Ascomycota; Sordariomycetes; Amphisphaeriales; Sporocadaceae
Exons: 1
Coding region: 141-557 (138 amino acids)
Source: RefSeq, a predicted model, not a curated record